Molecule: messenger RNA, 1791 nt
Organism: Scophthalmus maximus (turbot)
Lineage: Eukaryota; Metazoa; Chordata; Actinopteri; Pleuronectiformes; Scophthalmidae
Gene: wdr74
Product: WD repeat domain 74
Exons: 2
Coding region: 178-1341 (387 amino acids)
Biological process (GO): ribosomal large subunit biogenesis
Cellular component (GO): nucleolus; preribosome, large subunit precursor
Molecular function (GO): protein binding
Source: RefSeq, a predicted model, not a curated record
CGCGCGACACAUCCACACGGGAACCACGCGUGUUGUCAGGACCAGGGACCAGGACCAGGAGUAGAGACCAGGACCAGAGACCAGGGACCAGGACCAGGACCAGAGACCAGGACCAGGACCCCGGAGCCGCUCGAGUCCACGUGUGAUCCAGGCCUCGGUCCACCUGCAGCCGCAGCGAUGGGGGACCGCAGCCGGCUGUGCUCCGUGUGGCUCGGCUCGGAGACCGGGAUCCUGAAGGGGGUCAGCGUGUCCCGGAAACAGGCCUUCAACUUCUGCAACACCAGCCACCUGAGCCGCGACCAGGAGGUGCGCGCGCUGUGCUGGGGCGACGCGGCGGAGAGCGAGCUGCUGGUGGGCGCGGUGGACGGCACCGUGAAGACCUUCAGCACCGAGAAGGGCGAGUUCACCGAGAGCCGGCGCUGCGGGGAGCCGGACGACGGCUGCUUCGCGGGGCUGGCGGCGCUCGGCGGCGGCGGCGGCGGCGCGCUCGUCACCUGCGGGGAGCGCGGCGCGCUGCGCGUCUGGCGCGAGGACGGCGGCGCGCCCGUCGCCCAGCUGGACGCCGGAAGGAGCGUGAGCAGGAUGCGACGCAGCCCGGUGCGGCCCAGCACCGUCGCCGCCGGGGGGAAGGAGAACGCGCUGAAGAUCUGGGACCUGGAGAAACCCGAGACCCCCGUGUUCACCGCGAAGAACCUGCGGGACGACUGGCUCGCCCUGCGGCGGCCGCACUGGGUCCGGGACCUGGCCUUCAUCCCGGACUCGGACAAGGUGGUGACCUGCACCGGCUUCCACCAGGUCCACGUCUACGACCCGUCCUCCCCUCAGCGCCGCCCCGUCCUGGAGGCCGAGUACGGCGAGUACCCGCUCACCGCUCUGUCCCUGCCCGCCGACGGCAACACAGUGGUGGUGGGAAACACCCACGGCGAGAUCGCCCUGCUGGACCUGAGGAAAGGUCUGGUGCGCGGCUGCCUGAAGGGGCUGGCGGGGGGCGUACGCUGGCUGCAGUGUCACCCCACGCAGCCGGUGGUGGCGUCCUGCGGCCUGGACCGCUUCCUGCGCGUCCACGGCCUGGAGGACCGCAAGCUGCAGCACAAGGUCUACCUCAAGUCCCGACUCAACUGCCUCCUGCUGGCCAGCCGGGACCUGGAGGACGGGGCGGGGCGGGCGGGGGCGGAGGGGGAGAGCGAGGAGGUGAAGGAGGAGGAGGACGAGGUGUGGGACACGAUGGAGCAGGUGGGGGAGGUGGAGAAGAGGAGGAAAGCCACAGAGGAGGAAGAGGAGGAGGAGGAGGAGCCACAGAAGAAGAAGAGCAAGAAGAAGAGGAAGAAAGGGCAGGACUGAGGGGCGUUGAGGGGCGAUCAGAGCGUGGGACGUUUGAACAUCUGUCAAACUGAAGCAAGCGCUCACAGUAAAUUUGACAGACAAUGACUUUUUUCCUUUCAAAGAACGAAUCAGACAUUUUCUCACGUCAGUGUUUUUCUUUUUAGUUAAAGUGGAGAAAAAAUUUGUUUCACACAAGUUGAAGGAAAAAAUAAAAUCGGUAUUAUAUUUUCAUCUUUAACGUCCGCGGCCGAUACCAGCUUCAUGUUUUCUACAGGUUCAGUCGUCAUGGUGCGUUUGGAAACAAAAGUUUCGCUGCGUUCAAACUUGUAAAUUCAUAUUUUAUAUAAACAUGGAAAGAAAAAAAACAGUUCAAUCCUCAAGUGAAAAAUUUCUAUUUUCAGUUUUAUAAUAAAGUUUCUACCAUUGACGCUGAUUCUUAUCGGCUGGUGGUCGAAUAACCUUCAGUCA